Chlorella variabilis is the source of this 2007-nucleotide messenger RNA. RefSeq lists its product as hypothetical. Lineage: Eukaryota; Viridiplantae; Chlorophyta; Trebouxiophyceae; Chlorellales; Chlorellaceae. The transcript is spliced from 4 exons. Bases 1 to 2007 code for a protein of 668 amino acids. The record is from RefSeq and is a predicted model, not a curated record.
AUGACCGCGCCUCCGUGCGUGCUUGCGCUCCCGGCGGCGCAGGUCCAGUCCAUGGUUCAGUACUGGGAGGCUGUGGCCAGCGGCACGCCCGCGGCAGCAGCUGCCGCCGGCGUGACUGGAGAGGAGGCGGCGGAAGCGGAGGCGUACGCAUGCGCCGCCGUCGCCGCGGCAGAGGCGGCGCUGGGAGCGCGGCAGGCCGAGGCCGAGGCUGCUGCUGCUGCUGCUGAGGCAGAGGCUGCGGCCGACGAGGCGGCCGGUGAGGCUGUCGCGGAGGAGGCGGCGGGCCAGGUGGCACAGCUGACCACAGCGAGCUCAGCAGCCCAGGCCAGCCCGGCGGCGCCGGCGGCCAGCCCAGCAGCCACCCCAGGCACCCUGUCGCGCCACCUGCCGGCCGGCGAGGCUGCCACCCCGUGCGGCCCGGCAGCCCUGGCAGGCGCCGCCACGCCCGCCCGCCCCACCCCUCUCAACUUUGUGUCUGCGCCGCCGCCCACGCCAGCCAGCGGCAGCGGCGGCGACCCCCAGCACGCACAGCAGCUGCACCAGCUGGCUGUCGGCAUGGCGGCAGCCGCCGCUGCUGCGGCCGCGGGGCAGGCCACCCCUCCCUCGGCACAGCGCAGCGGCAGCCGGCUGCCCGGCACGCCCGCCGCCACGCCCGCGUCGUGCACCGUGGCGGCGGCGGUGACGCCGCUGGCGCUGAGCGCGCUGCGGGCGCGCAUGGGCGGCAGCGGCGGCGGCGUGCAGGAUGCGGUGCGCAGCCGGCUGGCGCGCCUGAAGCGGGAUCUGAUGGCGGCACAGGCCAAGCUGGCAACUGUGGACCAGGGGCUGGCAUCCAUCGCCUUCACCCCCACCUCCUCCAUCACCGCCAGCGGCACCCCCGGCAGCCGUGCCAGCAGCCUGCUGCGCCGCACGCCGCCCACCCCCGGCACCGCCGCGCCGCUGGGAUCGCUCAUCGCUGCCGCCGGCAGCAGCGGCGCCGCCGCCACCGCCUCGGCGCAGCAGGAGCUGUCUCUCGGCAGCAGCUCGCGCGCCGCCGCGAUGAUUGCUGCCGGCAGCUACUCGCCACCGCUUGUGACGGCGCACGCCUCGCCAUCUGCCGUCAACCAAGCGUCCCGCCUCGAGCCGACGUCGGCGGCAGCGGCGGCAGCAGCAGCACCUGCCAGUGCGCCCGCCCAGGGCCCAAUCACGACCACAGUGACGGCAGCAGCAGCGGCAGCAGCACCAUCAGCGACGGGUGUGGGCGAGUGCACGCCGCCGGCCACCCGCCGCUCUGUGCGCUUUGCAGACAUGACGCGGGCGGCGGGCAGCGAGCGGGGCAUGCUGCUGCGCAUGGGCACACCCUACUCCCACUCCACCGCGGCAGCCCUGCCAGACGGCAGCGACGAUGCCGCCAGCCCGGCCUCCGCCUCGGCCUCGCCGGUGGUGGCCAGCAGCAGGCGCAGCCCGCUGGGCGUGGCUGGCAGGCGCAUCGCGGCGCCUCUGCGCAGCCCCCCAGCCGAAGCGCAGAGCGCGGCCAGGCCUGCAGCGGCGGUGGCGCGGUUUGCGCUGGAGCGUGGGGAUGGGGGCUGGGGCAGCAGCAGCGGCAGCGACGAGGAUGGCGAGCUUCUGUUUGAUGCCAGCCGCAUGGCGCAGCGCGCCAACCGCCAGGCCACGCCCUCGCCCGCGAGGCGGCCAGCCUCGGGCGCCGCCACCCCCAUGGCGCACCCAGAGCGCUAUGGAGGCUUCGCGGCGGGUUGCGGCGGCGCCGGCGCGGCCACCCCCACCACCGCCACCUCCAUGCUCUCCACCUCGAGCUUCUCCCCGCCGCGCCCGCUGGCGCUGCUGGCUGUGCGGCCGCUGGGCAGGAUGCACCGCCGCGGCGCGCUGCUGCGUGGCGUCGGCGCGGCCGGCGGCCGGCGGCGCAGCGAGGCGGAUGAGCGCGAGUUCCGGCGCCGGGCGGCCGCCCUCAACAUCCAGGUCUCGCCCUACUUCCGCCGCCCGCGGGGUGGGCAGGCCGCGGACGGCGAGUGA